AGUCAGCCCAGAGGUGGCUCAUUGAAAGCAGACCCUCCUCGGCGCUGGCCGGGCGGAGGAGGCGCCGCGGUGCGCAGACCCGCAGCGAGCCCGCACCGCCGCGCGCCCCUGCCCGGCGCCCCUCCUCCGCUCCGCUCCCGGCUAGCCCGGCCCGGCGCGCCUGACGUGGACCAUUAAACUUGGAGCUGCCGCCUGGUCCCCUCUCUCCUCCUCCUCCCGCUGACAGACAAGCGAGCCGCUCGGUGCAGGCAGGAGACGUGCUGCCGGGCUGGGCUGCCCGGGGAGAUGACUUCUCACCAGGAGGACGCCUCUGAGAAGAAGACCACGGGGGAAGCAAAGUUUCGGGGCAGCUGAAGAGCCCUCGCCGCAGCCCUUCGCGCCCAAUCACCCCCCUGGCUAUGGAGGGCGGACUCUAAAAUGAAUCCCGAUCUGGACACCGGCCACAACACAUCAGCACCUGCCCACUGGGGAGAGUUGAAAAAUGCCAACUUCACUGGCCCCAACCAGACCUCAAGCAACUCCACACUGCCCCAGCUGGACAUCACCAGGGCCAUCUCUGUGGGCCUGGUGCUGGGCACUUUCAUCCUCUUUGCCAUCGUGGGCAACAUCCUAGUCAUCUUGUCCGUGGCCUGCAACCGGCACCUGCGGACACCCACCAACUAUUUCAUUGUCAACCUGGCCAUCGCUGACCUGCUACUGAGCUUCACGGUCCUGCCCUUCUCCGCUGCCCUGGAGGUGCUUGGCUACUGGGUGCUAGGACGGAUCUUCUGUGACAUCUGGGCGGCUGUGGACGUCCUGUGCUGCACUGCAUCCAUUCUGAGCCUGUGCGCCAUUUCCAUUGAUCGCUACAUUGGGGUGCGCUACUCUCUGCGGUACCCUACGCUGGUCACACGAAGGAAGGCCAUCUUGGCGCUCCUCAGUGUCUGGGUAUUGUCCACAGUCAUCUCCAUCGGGCCUCUCCUUGGGUGGAAAGAACCAGCGCCCAAUGAUGACAAGGAAUGCGGGGUCACUGAAGAACCCUUCUACGCCCUUUUCUCGUCCCUGGGCUCCUUCUAUAUCCCUCUGGCGGUCAUUCUGGUCAUGUACUGCCGCGUCUAUAUCGUUGCCAAGAGAACCACCAAGAACCUGGAGGCAGGAGUCAUGAAAGAGAUGUCCAAUUCCAAGGAGCUGACCCUGAGGAUCCACUCGAAGAACUUUCAUGAGGACACCCUCAGCAGUACCAAAGCCAAGGGCCACAACCCCAGGAGUUCCAUAGCUGUGAAACUUUUUAAGUUCUCCAGGGAAAAGAAAGCAGCCAAGACCUUGGGCAUUGUGGUCGGCAUGUUCAUCUUGUGUUGGCUACCCUUCUUCAUUGCUCUACCACUUGGCUCCCUGUUCUCCACCCUGAAGCCCCCCGACGCCGUGUUCAAGGUGGUGUUCUGGCUGGGCUACUUCAACAGCUGCCUCAACCCCAUCAUCUACCCGUGCUCCAGCAAGGAGUUCAAGCGCGCUUUCGUGCGCAUCCUCGGGUGCCAGUGCCGCCGUCGCCGCCGCCGCCGCCGCUGUCGCCGCCUGGGUGGCUGUGCCUACACCUACCGUCCGUGGACGCGCGGCGGCUCUCUGGAGCGCUCGCAGUCGCGCAAGGACUCGCUGGACGACAGCGGAAGCUGCCUGAGCGGCAGCCAGAGGACCCUGCCCUCGGCCUCUCCGAGCCCGGGCUACCUGGGCCGCGGGGCGCCGCCGCCAGUCGAGCUGUGCGCCUUCCCGGAGUGGAAGGCGCCCGGCGCCCUCCUGAGCCUGCCGGAGCCCGAGGGCCGCGGCCGCCACGACUCUGGCCCGCUCUUCACGUUCAAGCUGCUGGCGGAUCCCGAGAGCCCCGGGACCGACGGGGGCUCCAGGAACCGGGGCUGCGAGGCCGCGGCCGACGUGGCCAACGGGCAGCCGGGCUUCAAAAGCAACAUGCCUCUGGCGCCCGGGCAGUUUUAGGGGCCCGGUGCACAGCUUCCUUUCCUGGAGGAUGAAAUCUUCAUGGGGGGGAGGGCGGGGCGGAGGGGGCAGGGGAGUGUCCGCGCCCCCAGGGGUCAGGGUGGGGAAGGGCGAGGGAGAGGGGCAGCUGCUUUUCUGGCAGGGGCAUGGGUGCCAGGCACAGCGCAGAGAGCCAGGCCGAGCAUGCUGAGCCUGGGGGACCCGAUGCCGCCGGGAUUUGCCUCCCUCUCUCUCUCCCUGUGUAUAUAUAUAAACGAGUCUCUCGCUACAUGUAUUUAACCGUGGGUAUCCCUGCGUGUGUCUGUGCGGCGUGCGUGUGGUCUGCAUGUGUGCCUGCGUGGGGCUGCCCGCGUGGGGACAGCGAGUGUGGCAGCCGCAGGCGUUGUGUGUCUUGUGACUUCGUACCUCUCAAGCUCCUCCUUGUACAUCACUGAACGAUGGCACUUUGGUGGGAUUGGAAACAAAGUCAAACAUUAAAAGUUAUUUCUCCUGU
Messenger RNA from Nycticebus coucang (slow loris), 2458 nucleotides. RefSeq names its product adrenoceptor alpha 1B (gene ADRA1B). Gene Ontology annotation, biological process: regulation of vasoconstriction; phospholipase C-activating G protein-coupled receptor signaling pathway; regulation of cardiac muscle contraction. Lineage: Eukaryota; Metazoa; Chordata; Mammalia; Primates; Lorisidae. The record is from RefSeq and is a predicted model, not a curated record. Gene Ontology annotation, molecular function: alpha1-adrenergic receptor activity. Gene Ontology annotation, cellular component: membrane. Bases 418 to 1965 code for a protein of 515 amino acids. The transcript is spliced from 2 exons.